Messenger RNA from Rotaria socialis, 966 nucleotides. NCBI's taxonomy places the organism in Eukaryota, Metazoa, Rotifera, Eurotatoria, Philodinida, Philodinidae. The record is from the annotation of a GenBank genome assembly.
AUGUGGGCACUUGUUCUUAUCAUCAUUACUCUCCUGACUACUACGGUCCAUGUUCGUGGAGUAAACAAUCAUGCACGUGACAGUAGCAUUGAACGACAAACUCCUCGCGGGAUGACUCGUGAAUCUCACAUCCGAUCUAUCAUCGACUAUUGGACUCCAGAACGGAUGGCCUUGGCUCAUUCGAUGGAUCUCUUAAUAGUCAACAGCUCGAAUGUUCUGAAAACAAUUGCAGAGAAACCUCGACAACGAGCUGCGAUUCGUCGAUCCGUGCCCGGUACACUUGUGGGCGGCUCCUCUCAGUCGAGAUCAUCGACUCUUCCAUCGGCUGUUGGCAAAUUUUUCUUUGAAAUGAAUCACGCAGAUUAUGUAUGUUCCGCUUCGGUGGUCAUUGCUGACAAUCAAGACAUGCUGCUCACGGCAGGCCACUGCGUCUAUGAUUUUGAUACGCAGUCGUGGGGCGAAAAUUUCAUUUUUGUACCACGCUACACAAGUGGUUCACGUCCUCUAGGUUCGUGGGUAUGGCGUAAGGUUGCAACUCUCAAUGGGUGGAGACAAUAUGAGGACUAUGACUAUGAUGUGGCCGUCGUAUUGGUCGAAACCAAUAGUAAUGGAGAACACAUUGACGAGUUUACAGGAUCUUUAGGGAUGACCUCCAACUGGAAGAAACACGCUUUUGUGAAUGUUUUUGGCUACCCUGUGCGCAUAAAUAAUGGUCAAACUAUGAGCAUGUGUACUGGUACGACUUCAGCCUCGGCACUGAAUGGCUUUAAUGGUGUGGAACUUCCCUGUCGUUUGGGAGGUGGAUCAUCUGGCGGUCCUUGGAUUCAAGAGUAUGACACGGGUAAGCGCAAUGGCUAUCAAACAUCAGUCGUCAGCUUCGGUUUUGGCGAUAGGCCCAAUAUUAGUUUUGCGCCUUAUUUCGGCGAUUCUAUAUGGAACUUCUACCAAAAGUAUCAAAAUCAGUAG